GUGCGCUCACCAGACCACAGUAUACAGUAUACCUACUGAGAGAAUGACACACAGGCGCACUUUGCCUUUCUCUCUCUAAACUGAACGGACAGAAGAAAACUGAACUAGAUAAAAUGAGCUUGAGCUGACAACCAACAGAAGAGUUUAGCAGCAUUGCUCCCUUAUAUUCUACGUUAUUCUCAAACAUUCAUACAAUGAUAUACGGAGGUUAUCUGAAACAGAUUGAGUGUCAAUGUAGCACGCGUGGACGUGGCGUGGACAGAGCACUAUAUGGCUUAGUUUGUGAAGAAAACUGUGGAUUAUAUCGCAAAGUGAAGUACUUACAGUGAAGAACCGGAGCUGACUGACGGUCAUGAGGAUAGCCUCCUGGGAAGAUAAUUUGGGUCAGCCCAAUCACUCUGUGCUGGAGAUGGAGGGGCCCCCAAACCUGUCCAGCUCCCUCUUCAAUCUCAGCAGCAGCUAUGGUGGUACGGGGGCUUUUCUUUGGCUUUAUCCAUCAGAAAAUGUCACAUGGACCACCAUGAGGCCCACAAUGCAGCCAGUUACACCUCCACGAGUGAGGGACCAAGCCUUAGCCCAGGCGGAGAUCGGGGUACUGGGACUGGUUCUAGCCCUCACUGCUCUGGGUAAUGGAUUUGUGCUGUGGGUGCUACUACGUCGAAAGAAAAAUCAUGCUCCUAUGCACCUCUUCAUGGUCAACCUGUGCGUGGCUGACCUGGUAGUGGCCUUCUUUCAGGUGUUGCCGCAGCUGGUGUGGGACAUCACCGAGCGCUUCCAUGGUCCCGAUGCUCUGUGUCGCUCUGUGAAGUAUUUGCAGAUUGUCGGGAUGUUUGCAUCCUCCUACAUGAUUGUAGCCAUGACUGUGGAUCGGCACUACGCCAUCUGUUGCCCCCUACAGGCAUAUCGUGGGGGCGCAACCUCUCGCUGGAACACCCCCAUCAUGGUUGCAUGGGGCCUGGCAUUUGUGCUCAGUUUACCACAGGUGUUUAUCUUCUCGCAGUCAGAAGUUUCCCCCGGGGUGUUUGAAUGCUGGGGCCACUUUGCGGAGCCGUGGGGUCUGAAAGCAUAUGUCACCUGGAUGACUGUGGCUGUGUUUGUAUUGCCGGCCCUAAUCAUUACGGUCUGUCAGGUUCGCAUCUUCAGAGAAAUCCAUGACAACAUCUACUUGAAGUCAGAACGGGUGGUAACUGCAGAAUUUAAGAAGAACUCAGUCUUCUUCCACUUUCCCCGGCGGGAGGGUGGCAGGGGAAGGACGAGAAAGAAAAACGAGAGAAGCAGACAGAGCAGACACAGUCAGCAAGGCGAAAUCAGUCUCAGUCAAGCUCACUGCAGCCGCCCACAUCAUGCUGGACAAGAAGAGUUCUCCUCAAACCUAUACGAUGAAUAUUCGCAGACUUUACCCUGCAGGAGCUCUGUGUGUGAACCCUGCUUUGGGCCAUGCCCCUCUUCAGACUCUUCCAUCCCAACUCACCUGCAAAACAGCCCCAACAAUCUUUCAGACCCUGCCCAUUCUCAGUCAUUAUCAGCAAAUAGCGUGUGUGCAUUGGCUGGACACACGGAGAGCUCUGGAGCUUCUGAACUGUGGCCAGAUGUGCUUCCAGAUGCUUUUCCCCCUCCGACUGAGUAUUCGCACCCGCCGCCUGUUCCGGGUGUGACAAAAGCCAUGUCUAAGACGGUGAGGAUGACUCUUGUCAUUGUGCUGGUCUACACCGUCUGCUGGUCUCCUUUCUUUAUUGUUCAGUUAUGGGCCGCCUGGGACCCCAACCCACCAAUCCAAGGGGCUGUUUUCACUAUUCUGAUGCUACUAGCCAGUCUAAACUCAUGCACUAACCCGUGGAUCUACACAGCCUUCUCCAGCAGCGUGUCCCGUGAACUGCUUGCCCUGCUGCGCUGCCAUAGAAGGUCCCCACGCCGAGGGUCCCUGCCAGACGACUCCACCGCAACGCACACAUCAACCAACACCAAGGACUCCAUAUAUUGACCCCUGGCCUGACUCUACAACAAACACACACAUACCAGCCCACCACAAACACACCACUGAAGUGAUAAACUAGACCUUGUCCCAAAUGACUCUCAAAGUUGUCCUCAGAGCCAAUUUUGGUGACGCACAAAUGCAAAAACAAUAAUCUAAAGGGUGUAUUUGAAGUUAGGAAUAUAUUUUCUAAUUAUAAAUUGAUGAAUUGGACAACAUUAGCGAGCUUGGAAACUUCAUAGACAAGCACCCUCUCUGUAAAGUGUGCUGAAAUUCGCUGUUUGGUAGAGGACUGUAUUUUUAUACGUCCUACUUUGAAGGCUGUUGGUCACAGGACUAAAUUCAGGAACAUGGCGGUUAUACAAUCUGAUCAGCAGAUACUGAUCCGUCAAUGAAGACUAAAUCACGGUAACACCUUACAGUGUGCUUGCACUAAAUAAUGCUAAGCUAAUGCACUGAUAAUGAUGAGUUAAUGUAUUAUAGAGUCCAUAUGUGUAGAGUAAUCAAUCUUUGAAUCAUAUGGAAUGAUCAGUUGUUGUCGAUUCAGUAAUCAUUAAUAAUAAAUGGUUAAGUUCUUCAAGAGUUAUAUGUUAAAGUGACAGUUCAUCCAAAAGUGAAAAUCUACUAUUAUUUAUUCAGCCUCAAGUGGGCUGCACAAUAUAUCGUUUCAGCAUUGAUAUCGCAAUGUCUGUCAGCAAUAGUCACAUCGCAAGAUUGAGUCGAGUGGGGAUUAUAGAUGACCAGAAACCACAGGUCAAAACACACAAGAUUUGUGGAGAGACUGCGGAAUUUAACCAUGAGACGAGUGAAAGUUUAUAAUCUGUGUGUGUUUUAAGGCCUGUGACUAUGUAAGCAUUUUAAUAGCGCAUAAAGAAGUUUAAUAAAGAUGAAUUUUAAUAAAUAAUUUAUAUGACGGACAACGCAAUGUAAUUUUACAUUUGAUUAUUUGAUUUCUGCAACCAAAUACUGUUAGAAUCUCCUCGGAAAACUCCCUUUUUUAGAUCAGAACGCCUAUCGGUGCACAUAUGAGCGCAAAUGCCUUUGCUAUUUAAACAGCGUGGCGCAAAAAGGACUCUUGUGCCAAGCUGAAACUAGCAAACAACAAUUGCGUCGCGCCUUGCGCCACAUUGCGCUUGGUGUAUGAUAGGGCCCUUUGUGUUUAAUAGGCCCCAUUUACACUGCCAGUUAAAUGCAACGCAAUUCAGAUUUUUUGCUCAUAUGUGACAGAUCGGAUCUGUUCUAUGACCGUGUAAACAUGAAAAAACGCAUGCAUUCAGAUAUUCAGAGAUCUGUUUCAGGCCUCCUUCAUAUGUGGAAAUAAAUCAGAUAUAAAUCGGAUAUGUGACAAUGCGACUAUCAUGUAAACAGGCUGAUCGGAUUUAUUGAGGCGUUCUGUUUUGUACAUCAUUAAACUUGUAACAAUGUUGUACUUCUCUGCGGUUUAAUCGCGUAGAAGGAAGAGCGUGUGCAGAGACGUCGACGCAGUAAACAACAACAGAGAAAACACGGAGAAGGAAAGUGGUCAGUCGCUCCCACCAGACCUGAGGUCUCUCUUGUACCCACAAAUUCCUCUGAAUGGUGGAGGACACCAUAUAUAAACCAUAGGCGCAAGCUGCGUUGACAGCCCUUUCCCCUCCUCUUCCACCUCAAAAUCAUUUUAAAGUUGGGCGAACUUCGCAUCGUGGCUAGUGUGGUGCAUGCUAAAACCUGCCUUUACGCAUGCGUGACGUCGUAAAUUGUUUAGCAAGUGUAAACACAUGAGUUGGAUAUUGGUCACAAUUAAAAGAACAUGUAAACGAACAGGCAAAAAAAUCUGACAUAGGCAACAAAUCGCAAUUGGCCAUUAAGAUCUGACAGUGUAAACAGGGCCUAAUAGACAUCUAAACAUAGACAGCUUGGCUAAAACAAGGCUAAACUUGGGCUGUCACUGAAAAUCUAAUAGACAUCUAAGAAUAGCCCAAAACUAGUCGUCAAAUAGACAGACUUUAUAUGUUUAGUCAUUCAUUUCUGUUUAUUUGAUGACUAGUCUAGUUUCUCUGACAGCCCAAAUUUAGCUUUGUUUUAGCCAAGACGACUAUAUUUAGACGUCUAUUAGACAUCUUUGAAAGACAAAAAAAAAAAACGCUUACUGGGAUUACUUUCUCUCUCUCUCUCUCUCUCUCUCUCAAAAAAAAAACUCUAGCACUAAAUUGCCUAAGCACAAACAAGUUCCUUUGUAUAACUAGCACUUCUUGUGUGUAUUACCUCUUCUUGUUGAAUUUCUGAAUGCCUCCUCAAUUGUAAGUCACUUUGGACAAAAGCGUCUGCAAAAUGACUAAAUGUAAAACCUGUAGCCAUUGACUUCCAUAGUUGGAAAACCAAAUACUAUGGUUACAGGUUUCCAGCUUUCUUUGAGAUAUCUCCGUUUGUGUUCAACAGAAGAAAGAAAGUCAAACGGGUUUGGAAUAAGUAAAAAGUUGAGUAAAUGAUGACAGAAUUUUUAGUUUUUGGUGAACUAUCCCUUUAACUCAUGAUUACCUGUGGAUUAAUACAUAUUGUUGAAUAAUACAUAUUGGUGCCACCAUAUUGUAAAGUGUUACCAAAAUCAGAAGUAACGCUCGGUGCAUUUUACAAAUGGCUGUCCAUUGAGUCACAUGAAAGCAGACUGUCUGAUGAAUAAAGAGGAAGAGGACAGGGAAGGCUUAGGAAGCAAAGGAUCAGAGGUUCACAUUGUUCUCCAUCUUUCUUUCAUGUCUCAUCCGAAUGUUUUCAUUGAUUAUUGUCACGGAAUUAUAUCAGACUUAAAAGCGUGCAAAAUGCGAUAGUGGGAAGAGGAAAAAAGACUUGUGAACAAUGUACGCAGGAUGAACAAAAGGUUAUCAGGAUCUGCUCUGGACAAACACAGAGGACAAGAUGCUGCAAAUUAGAGCAUCAGAUAUUUAGGGGAAAGUAUUCACCACUAGCAAGAAUGUUACAGAAAUAUCAGCCUGUGACCUGGGGAAUCAGAUGGAGUGGCAGCUUAGUGACUUUCUGAAUCAUAUUUAAACAUAUAUAAUCAAAUGUAAAGUGGUCAGAAGACACUGUGAAUGGAUUUGGUCUACAGUAUUUGAGUAUGAAGUGACUAGAAGUGGAUACAGUGGGACACAAAAGCUGAGCAGAAUGAAAUGCCAUUGUCUGUGUUGCUUAUAUUUAGUGGUUUAAUGUAUCCAAGUAGAACUUUAGAAGCAAUUCAUGUGUAAUGGAUUUUGGUACAAACCACUAUACACAUAUUAAGGGUGUAACGGUAAACAUAUUUGUACCGUAAAUCUUUGGUACAGUUUGGUACGCACAAGCACUAAACAAAUGCUGUUUUAUCCAAAGCAUGAGCAGUACUUAAAGGUGCAUUAAGCAAUUUGAGAACCUUUUUGACCACAGUCAGCGUGUCUAGGAAUGAUAAUGGCGAUAUCAAAAUAGUGGACGUGCAACUUUAAUUUGAAACCUUUAUAUUUAUAUAGUUUUUUUACAAAUCAAUAUCAUCUGUUCAGUCUUAAGUUCGAGAACCAUUUUUUGUGUACCGUUACACUCCUGAUAUUGUUCCUCGCAAUCCUAAAAAGUCAUUGUAAAAACUCAUUGAAAGAAAUAUCUUUUUAUUUUUGUAUGCUUUGUGUGAGAAAUUGCUUUUUUACUGCAAGAUUUCAAAAGCAGCUGCUACAAAUCUUUACAUGAUAUAUGUACACUACCUGACAAAAGUCCUGUCGUCUGUCCCAGUUGUAAGAGCAACAAAUAAUAACUUGACUUCUAGUUGAUCAUUUGGUAAGUGGCAGAAGGUAGAUUUCUGAUGAAUCAUCUGUUGAACUGCAUCCCAAUCAUCACAAAUACUGCAGAAGACCUAUUGGAACCUGCGUGGACCCAAGAUUCUCAGAGAAAUCAGUCAAGUUUGGUGAAGGAAAAAUCAUGGUUUGGGGUUACAUUCAGUAUGGGGACAUACAAGAGAUCUGCAGAGUGGAUGGCUACAUCAACAGUCUGAGGUAUCAAGACAUUUGUGUUGCUCAUUACAUUACAAACCACAGGAGAGGGCAAAUUCUUCAGCAUGAUAGCGCUCCUCAUACUUCAGCCUCCACAUCAAAGUUCCUGUAAGCAAAGAAGGUUAAGGUGCUCCAGGAUUGGCCAGCCCAGUCAUCACACAUGAACAUUAUUGAGCAUGCCUGGGGUAAGAUGGAGGAGGAGGCAUUGAAGAUGAAUCUAAAGAAUCUUGAUGAACUCUGGGAGGCCUGCAAGAAGGCUUUCUUUGCAAUUCCAGAUGAAGUUAUUAAUGAGUUAUUUGAGUCAUUGCAGAGAUGUUCAUGGGAGUAAAACACAAUAUUAAUUCUUUUUCCACUGCACCAUGACUUUAUAUUCUAUACUGUAAAUUAUUUCUGUUAGGUGACAAGACUUUUCUCAGCAAAGUCAGACCUUACUGUCCUAAUUAAAUAAUUAAAAGCAAAGUCAUGAUCAUAUUUAAUUUUGGUAAAAUAAGCGUAAUCUAUAGUUAUUAUCUGUUGUACCUAAAACUUGGAUAGGCGACACCAUUUUUGUCAGGUAGUGUACACACUAAUCCCACCUAUUUCAGUUUCACUCACAUGUUUGCCACACUUUUAGCGCUACCUCUGAUUUCUGCUAGAUUUUUGUGCUCAAACUAACGUACGUUUUUCGCAUUUUCUCAAUCAGGGGACCAUUUAAAUGCUUCACAGUAACUUAUUUGUACAGAAAAAUAUAAUAAACAUAAAUAUAAUAAAGAUGUGUCGAAAGAUUAGGGAAAAAUUGACUAAUACACUGCAACUGAAGCGCCUUAUAAAAGUAUUAUACACAUAUAUACAUGUAUGUUUGUAAUGCACAGAUUCCAGAGGUACUUGAUUAGUGCAAUUAGAGAAAUUCAGUAGUAUCUGUGGUAGAUUAGGAGGUGUUCACACUCACAUUUGUGCUUGCUAAUCUUACACAUGCAAAAUAUGAUUAGAAAUACGCAAUUUAAGUAUAAAUUGAUGCUUGAAGUCCAACAUUUGCUCUUUAAAAACUUUCAGUCCACACAGCUUGAGAAUAAAGAGAGAAAAUCCCAUUUUAGGUACAUUCAAAACUAUCACAUGGCAAUUCGUAGCUUUUUAAUUUAGUGGGUAAUUCAUAUGAAUUUGUACAAUCUCAUUUGUUCAGUAGUGUGUAUGAUUUAGUAUUAGUAUGAUUUGCUCAUCCCCCAGUGUUAGUUGGGUUUAGGGGUGGGUUUUGUGCCACACCUCCUUUUAAAAAUAGUACAUUUUCCUAUGACUGAACUUGUAUUAAUUCAUACAAAUUAGCCUGACAAAACAUAAAAUAUUUAUGUUUCCUUGUGAGAUUAAGCUGGUACAUUAUAGUAAUUCUGAUAAAAAAAAAUAAUUGAAAAGAGAAAUACAUUAUUGAUUUAUCCAUAGAGCAGAAUUAGUAUUAAAUCCUAUAAUGUCCAUGAACAAUUAGUGAUUAGGAAAUCAGAUGUACUCUAUAUUUACUCAGUACAUCAUUGACCUUGAUAGCCAAAACUACUAACCAUUAGAUAGUGAUCAAAUACUGGAUAAAUUUGAUGAGAACUAACUGCUAGUGAAAAUUUUGAAGAGAACCAACUGCUAGUGACUUCUUUGUUAUACUCAGUGCAUAAUGACGAAUAAUCAUGAAAUCACAUAUUUGAUACACAGUAUAGAAAAUAUGAUGGCAGUGUAUAAUAAAUUGUUUUUUAUAUUAAUUUA
Messenger RNA from Danio aesculapii, 7677 nucleotides. RefSeq names its product arginine vasopressin receptor 2a, duplicate b (gene avpr2ab). The transcript has 6 exons. NCBI's taxonomy places the organism in Eukaryota, Metazoa, Chordata, Actinopteri, Cypriniformes, Danionidae. Gene Ontology annotation, cellular component: membrane. Gene Ontology annotation, molecular function: vasopressin receptor activity; peptide binding. Gene Ontology annotation, biological process: positive regulation of vasoconstriction; regulation of systemic arterial blood pressure by vasopressin; G protein-coupled receptor signaling pathway. The coding region runs from base 353 to 1981 and encodes 542 amino acids. The record is from RefSeq and is a predicted model, not a curated record.